Molecule: messenger RNA, 2123 nt
Organism: Sesamum indicum (sesame)
Lineage: Eukaryota; Viridiplantae; Streptophyta; Magnoliopsida; Lamiales; Pedaliaceae
Product: putative eukaryotic translation initiation factor 5-2
Biological process (GO): formation of cytoplasmic translation initiation complex; translational initiation
Cellular component (GO): cytosol
Molecular function (GO): GDP-dissociation inhibitor activity; eukaryotic initiation factor eIF2 binding; translation initiation factor activity
Source: RefSeq, a predicted model, not a curated record
UCCCUAUAUAUACAUCUCUUUCUCCUCCUCAUCUCCUCCUCACUUCAAGUCUCAACCACUCACUCCAUACGCUAAAUCUGUAUCUCAUUCUGAUUUUUCUUCUCUCCUCUCUUCUUAACCAAGGUAUUCUUGAAACCCUCAUCUUCGGAUUCAUCAUUUUGGUCUUUGGCUGGUAAACUUGCAGUAUUUGCAGUCAGCAAAAGUGGAGGGUGUUAAGUUAGAAACGUCUUUUAUGUCUGAGCAGGCCUCUCAGUUUUUAUCAUCAAUUGGGUUGCUUGGAGAAUACUGUCCUUUACCAAGGGAAAAGGAGAAAACUUCUGCUUCCGAAGUUGGCUGCAUGCAUCUCGAGCUACGUCAAGGAUACGACAUACGUCAUCAAGGUUGCCAGUUUAUGCGGCCUGUUCUCUCUCUUAGGAAUUUCUACCAUAUUGAGGAAGAAACUUUUGUUGGAGAAGACAACUUGUUGCCCUUCUGAUAAAGUUGUUACACGGCGAUACAUUAGCACAAGGACGAAAUGGCUUUGCAAAAUAUCGGCGAAGGGAACAAAGAUGAUGCCUUCUACAGGUACAAGAUGCCUAAAAUGAUAACAAAAAUUGAGGGCCGUGGGAAUGGCAUUAAGACCAAUGUAGUCAAUAUGGUUGACAUUGCAAAGGCUUUGGGCAGGCCUGCUUCUUACACAACAAAAUAUUUUGGCUGUGAACUGGGAGCUCAAUCCAAGUUUGAUGAGAAGACGGGGACUUCUCAUGUCAAUGGGGCUCAUGAUACCUCAAAACUUGCAGGACUUCUUGAGAACUUUAUCAAGAAGUUUGUCCAGUGUUAUGGUUGUGGGAACCCUGAAACUGAAAUUAUCAUAACAAAGUCACAAAUGAUCAGUCUUAAGUGUGCUGCAUGUGGUUUUAUCUCUGAGGUUGACAUGCGGGACAAGCUCACGACAUUUAUUCUCAAAAAUCCCCCUGAGGCAAAGAAAGGAUCAAAAGACAAGAAAGCAAUGAGGAGGGCUGAGAAGGAGCGACUGAAGGAGGGAGAGGCAGCUGAUGAAGAGCAGAAGAAACUCAAGAAAGAGGCUGCAAAGAAAAAGGGUAGUACUGGUAAUACAAAAUCUUCCAGCAAGAAGAAAUCCCACCACUCUGAUGAGGACCAUUCCCCAGUCAGCAGCCAGGCUGAUGAGCAUGAAGCAGCAGCAGUUGCUGACGACAGUGAUGAUGAUAUCCAGUGGCAGACUGACACUUCUAUGGUGGCUGCUCAACAGAAAAUCCAAGAGCAGCUGAAUGCUGUUACAGCCAGUAUGGUCAUGCUUUCAGCCAAUGAGGAGAAGCCAAAAUCAGGAAAGAGUUCUCCAUCUAGGGAAGUGAAGCCUAAUGUUGAUGGACACACAAAUGGCUUUAAAGCGGACAAGCCAGAGGACCAGCUGGAGGAACUUGUUGAUGCAAUAAAGGAGUAUGUGAAGAAUGGUUCCCCGGUGGCCCAACUCAAAACUUUCCUGGACUCUCUCCCGGGCAUGCGCCAGGAGAUAAUUGAUGCUUUAUUUCAGGCAUUGUUUGAGGGAGUUGGAAAAGGAUUCUCGAAUGAGGUUGAGAAGAAGAAGAACUACAUUGCCGCUGCCGUUCAGGAAGAGGGCUCACAACCGCUUCUGCUUCAUGCAGUGGAGACCUUCUGUGGUAAAGCAAGAGCUGAGGCAGUAAAAGAGGUGGCUUUGGUUUUGAAUACUCUGUAUCAGAAUGACUUGCUUGAGGAAGAGUUCAUAGUGGAGUGGUAUGAGAAGGGUUUGAAGGGUGGCAAUAAAGGUUCACCUAUCUGGAAAUACGUUAAACCAUUUGUGGAGUGGCUGCAGAAAGCCGAGGCUGAAGAGGAGUAACUGCUGAUGGAUGUUGGCUGUUUUACUAUUUGAGAAAUUUACUGUUGUUUCUAGUAUGCAAUAACUGCGGUGAGCAGGUUAUUGGGAUAAUAAUGCCAUUGGUUAUGGCUUUUAUGUGGUUUUUAUUCCAUUGCUCAGUGUUCUUAAGAUGCAACUUUGAGAGGCCUUGUCUUGGUAUUUGUGUUGGCUUGUUCAAGUUUGAGUGUCUACCUGUGUGGUUAAAUUGUAAUAUCUUGUUUUUGUUGAUUUAGUUCUUAUUUCAUUUUAA